This is a messenger RNA of Paramisgurnus dabryanus, 575 nucleotides long. It is a transcript of the gene ndufc2, whose product is annotated as NADH:ubiquinone oxidoreductase subunit C2. Gene Ontology annotation, biological process: mitochondrial electron transport, NADH to ubiquinone. Gene Ontology annotation, cellular component: mitochondrial inner membrane; respiratory chain complex I. Lineage: Eukaryota; Metazoa; Chordata; Actinopteri; Cypriniformes; Cobitidae. The record is from RefSeq and is a predicted model, not a curated record.
CCCACCGGACCAUUUCCACUUCCUGCUAAACAUUGCCCUUGAUUUCCUUCAGGAGGUGAUAUGGACAGCUAACUGUCUGGUUUGUCCUGACUUUGGGAGAGUUUGUAAUUUGGAAACAUGGGUCUUAUGCCGGACGAGGCAAAGGUUCUGCCUCCUCCGGGGCUCGUGAACAGAAACUCAGUAUGGCUCGGGCUGUGCGGAUGGGCGACCGCGAUGUUUCACAACAAUUUGAACCGCAGGCCCGCGCUCAAAGCAGGUGUUCACCGUCAAGCACUGUUUAUAACCGUUGGAUGGUUUAUUGGAUAUCAUCUGACAAAAUAUGAAAAUUACACAUAUGCCAGGCUGGACAGGGAUAUGAAUGAGUACAUCAGGCACCAUCCUGAAAACUUUCCAGAGCAAGAAAAAAAGACAUUCGCCGAAAUUGUGGAGCCAUUUCAUCCAAUCCGUUAAAUGGAUGUGGUUGUAAGAAGAAAUAUGAAGAUUACUUUUGGAAAUCUGGUUCAACAACCAUUACAACAACUGUUAUAAAUACUCUUAUGUUGGUUAAUGUUUUGUCCUCAAUGUUUCAUUAAACU